AUGUCCACCAUUGAAUACUUUCUCAUCGCUGGCGCAACAGGUCGUCAAGGCGGAGCAACAGUCGAUGCCCUCCUCACUCAUCCCGAUAUCAAAAUAAAACCAAAGCAAGUCUAUGCACUGACUCGCCAAGCUUCUGGGUCAGGAGCCAUCAAACUCCGUGAGAAGUACGGAGACAUUAAUAUUGUUGCUGGCGAUUUGAACAACCCAGAAGCAAUUCUCCAACAAAUAGACAAGACCAUCCUUCCCAAAACUGGCAUCUUUCUCGCUCAAGCCCACGGACCGAGUGAAGUCACCGAUGCAAAGGGACUUAUCGAUGCUGCUGCUAGAAAUGGUCUUCCGUACUUUGUGUACUCUUCUGUUGAUCGAGGUGGUCGUGAACUCAGCGAUAACGAUCCUUCGUACUGCAAGACGUUCUCCGACAAAUUCCUCAUUGAGAAGCACCUCAUCAGUGUCUGCUCUAAUUCAAAGAUGGACUACACGAUCCUUCGUCCGACUUGGUUCGCUGAUAAUGCUUGGUGGGGUUUCCCAGGCCAACUUUGCAUGACGGGUUGGCGAGAGAACAUGAACGGAAAAAAGAUGCAAGUCACUGUGACAAAAGACAUCGGAAGAUGGGCUGCCGAAGGCCUUGUCCGUCCUGAUAGGACCGGAAUACGAAAUCAAGCUCUUUCGAUUGCUAGCGAGGAGCUGAGCUUUAAGGACAUUGACGACAUCUUCAUCAAACAUACUGGCAAAGGCGUCCCUGUUACUUAUGGCCUUUUAACACGAUUCAUUAUCUGGAUGAUCAAGGAUCUAAACACCAUGUUUGGUUUCAUCGGUGAGAGACCUUAUGGUGCGGAUCUUGCAUGGUUGAAGACCCAGUUGGAGCCUACUACGUUCGAACAAUGGGUCAAGACCGAUGUCCCUGGACGUGACAACACCAAAGCUUGA
Messenger RNA from Fusarium tjaetaba, 927 nucleotides. Its product is annotated as nucleoside-diphosphate-sugar epimerase. NCBI's taxonomy places the organism in Eukaryota, Fungi, Ascomycota, Sordariomycetes, Hypocreales, Nectriaceae. The transcript has a single exon. The record is from RefSeq and is a predicted model, not a curated record. Bases 1 to 927 code for a protein of 308 amino acids.